Impatiens glandulifera is the source of this 1894-nucleotide messenger RNA. RefSeq lists its product as uncharacterized. The transcript has 3 exons. NCBI's taxonomy places the organism in Eukaryota, Viridiplantae, Streptophyta, Magnoliopsida, Ericales, Balsaminaceae. The record is from RefSeq and is a predicted model, not a curated record. Bases 103 to 1422 code for a protein of 439 amino acids.
CAAUCAAUCAAUCGAGUAGUUACAGAGGAGGAGACACCGUAUAUAGAGUCAAAAUCGACUUCCAACUUUGAUCCAAUUUUUUCCCAAAGAUCCUGAAAAACGAUGUCAUGGCUAGCUCGCUCUAUUGUCGACUCUCUGCGAAUUGACGACGACAAUGAAGAAGAAGAAGGAUGUGAAAAAGAAGAAGAUAAAGAUAAAGAUAAAGAAGACGAUGUUGAAAAUGUUGAUUUACCAAACCCUGAACCACCGCAAUCGGAAGUCAGAUCAAAUGAACAUGAAGUUGUAGAAAAUUAUGAUGAUGAUGAUGAUCGAAUCGGACGAGGUGUCAAGGAAGAUUUCACGGAAUUAAGAGAAUCCCUAACUCGUCAACUGUUGGGCGUCGCCUCUUUUCUCGCUCCUCCUCCUCCUCCUCCGCCACCCCCACCUCCGUUUGGUAAUAAUCGGACUUGGCGGGGGGAACCCGAUCUCCUCAAUUCAGGAUAUGAUUCGUCGGAAGAAUUGUUGGAAUCUUCUGGAAUUUCAGAAAAUCUUGUGCCUUGUCAAGAUGGGUUGGGGGGUUUGCAGUCUAAUAUAUCAACAACUGAUGAAGCCGAUUCUAAUUAUUUCUAUUUUGAAGAGGAUCAACUUGACGAUGUUGUUGGGGUUACUGAAGAGGUUUUGGCUUUUGCAAUUAACAUUGCUCAUCAUCCUGAGACAUGGUUGGAUUUUCCUUUGGAAGAAGAAGAAGAUGACAAUGAUGAUUUUGAUUUGUCUGAUGCUCAAUACAAGCAUGUUUUGGCUAUUCAACAUUACGCUCCUAGAUUAACUGCUCUCAAAAUUGAACUAUGUCCCGCUCACAUGAACGAGAGUUACUUUUGGAUGGUCUAUUUUGUUCUUCUCAAUUCAAGACUAAGUAGACAAGAUGCGGAAGCCUUGUCUACUGCACAGCUUGUGACGGCAAGAACUAUGUGGAUGCGAGAGCUACAAAAACGAACAAAACAAGAAACAGAACGAUUUCGUAGUAGUAGUAGUCAUGGAGAAAGCAAUGCCAGGUCAUCAUGGAAUGGGUGUAUUGACCACUCAACAGAUGAGGAUGAAAACGAGUCUCAUGGAAAUAGAUUACCCCUUAUUUCCGGUCUAGACCCUCUUGCUACAGAUUUUGGGACUGGGAAUCAACGUAUUGUAGAUUCUGAGUUGCAGAUAAUUGACAAGGCUGUAAUUGAAGACAAGGAUUUAGCUGUUGGUUCAUCUUUUAAGUUACCAAUUCUUCAUAAAUACGAUGAAGAUGAUGAGGAUGACGAUUGGCUCAACGAUAAUCCUGAGUUAGAUGGAUACACGAGAACUACAGUUCUUAUGGGAAAUGAAGAAGAUAUAUCAUUCAGCGAUCUAGAAGACAACGAUGACUGUUUUAUUCCGGUGAAAUCUAAGGUGGUUAUCAAAUAGUUUUUGAGAUGUAUAAGUGAAAAUACUAUCUCAAAAAGUGGCUAGAGUCCAAAACCAUGCUUUCCUCCAACAAGAUAAGCUCUUGAGGCGAAAAGUUCUGGUUCUUUCGAAUGUAUAGUUUUAUCGGAUUGAUCUUCUGACUGGAUUUGGACUGAAUUUUGGAGGUUAAGAAUCUCGGCUUGGAUCAGGCAUUCACCUCCACUUUGCAAUUGUAAGUGAUGUUUGUCAAAUACAUGAGUACAUUGUGAAAGUUGAUAGAAGGGUUUUUGGUUUCUAUUUCUUUCUUCUUCUUCUUUUGCUGCUGUAAAAUAGCAGAUUAUAGGCAUUGAUAAUAAUUUAUUGUUCCCCAUUCAUAUAUUUAAUUUGGAUGUGCAUGUAAAGAUCAAGUUUGGUAUUCCUUUGACUUUUGAUUCAAAUGGAAAGGCUUAAACAAAGCCCUUUCUUUACCCCAUUUUAGGCUUUACCUCUUUUA